AUGAGUCUGCUGAUCGCCUUUACGGCUGUACUGGCCGUAGCUUCGGCACAGACAGCCACUAAUAGAUUCCCUGAUGACUUUCUAUUUGGGGCUGUAACAUCCGCAUAUCAGGUGGAAGGAGCCUGGAAUGAAGAUGGCAAAGGAGAGAGCAUUCAGGACUACUUUUUCCACAACCAUCCGGAAUAUACCACAGGAGACACCGGGGACGUCGCCUGCGAUUCUUACCACAAGUACCAGGAGGACGUGCAGAUGUUGAAGGCACUCAACGCGGACGUGUAUCGAUUUUCGAUUUCCUGGUCUCGUAUAUUGCCUACCGGGGACCUCGAUGUUAUCAACCAGGCUGGUAUCGAUUAUUAUAACAACCUCAUCAAUGACCUACUCGCCAACGGAAUUCAGCCUCUGGUAACAAUAUACCACUGGGAUCUCCCUCAAGCACUGCAGUACAUCGGGGGCUGGUCCAACGAGUUGCUGGUCGACUACUUCGUUGAAUACGCCAGGAUACUGUUCCAAAACUUCGGUGACAGGGUGAAAUGGUGGAUCACAAUCAAUGCUCCAGCUGGCUUGGUAAACGGCUAUGCGAUGAACGAAGUCGCCCCCUCUCAGCCAGCAUCGGGAAUUGGCGACUACCUGGCGACUCACACCGUCAUCAAAGCCCACUCGCGGGUCUGGCAUCUGUACGAUGAACAGUUCAGAGCCUCGCAGAAUGGUAGCGUGGGAAUUACUUUUGAAAUGGAUGGACUUGAACCGCUGACUAAUUCGACAGAGGAUGCAGAGGCUGCUGAAAGGGCACGACAGUUUCAGGUGGGUGCUGUAGCUCUGCUGUCGCCCAGUUGGAGCUCCUACAACAUUUCAGUGGGUAUCUUCGCACAUCCUAUCUACAGCCAGGAUGGAGAUUAUCCUGCUGUGGUGCGACAGCAAGUGGAUGCCAAUAGUGAGGCUGAGGGACGGCCCCGAUCAAGGUUACCAACUUUCACACAGGAAGAGAUUGAGUACAUUAGGGGAUCGGCCGACUUUCUCGGAGUAAUUCACUUCGAAACGACUUUCGUGACCCCUGGUGUGACAGGCGAAUCACCUUCAAAAACGCGGGACUCUGCUGUAAUUACGUCGUCUGCUGAGACUGUUCCUUGGGGAUUGCGGAGUCAACUGAACUGGAUAGCCAACGAGUACCCAGGUUUCCCAGUCUUUAUAACAGAGAACGGCGUAUCCAAUUCUGGAGGGCGAAACGACAGCGACCGCAUUGAAUUCUAUACUGGCUAUCUCGGAGCUGUUCUAGAGUCGAUACACGAAGACGGUGUUCCGGUUAUCGGAUACUUGGCAUGGAGUCUCAUGGACACUCUAGAAUGGAACUCAGGAUUUACGGCUAAGUAUGGGCUGUACGAGGUGGAUUUCAGCAGUCCAAACAGGACAAGGACUCCCAAGGACUCGGCUGGCUUCAUGGCAGAAAUCUUCAGCAGUAAGCAGCUGCCCAACCAGUACAACCACUAGGAUGUUCUUAG
This is a messenger RNA of Schistocerca piceifrons (Central American locust), 1496 nucleotides long. Its product is annotated as myrosinase 1-like. Lineage: Eukaryota; Metazoa; Arthropoda; Insecta; Orthoptera; Acrididae. Gene Ontology annotation, biological process: carbohydrate metabolic process. Bases 1 to 1485 code for a protein of 494 amino acids. The record is from RefSeq and is a predicted model, not a curated record. The transcript is spliced from 11 exons. Gene Ontology annotation, molecular function: beta-glucosidase activity.